Molecule: messenger RNA, 5467 nt
Organism: Mus pahari (shrew mouse)
Lineage: Eukaryota; Metazoa; Chordata; Mammalia; Rodentia; Muridae
Gene: Smad2
Product: SMAD family member 2
Exons: 10
Coding region: 319-1632 (437 amino acids)
Biological process (GO): transforming growth factor beta receptor signaling pathway; SMAD protein signal transduction; anatomical structure morphogenesis
Cellular component (GO): heteromeric SMAD protein complex
Molecular function (GO): I-SMAD binding; DNA-binding transcription factor activity, RNA polymerase II-specific; RNA polymerase II cis-regulatory region sequence-specific DNA binding
Source: RefSeq, a predicted model, not a curated record
CCCCGGCCCUGCCCGCGGCCCCCGGCCUCCUUCCGUCCCUGCCGUGCUCCCUCCGUCUUCCGUGCGCGCCCGCUCGGCCGGCGUGCCUCACGCCUAACGGGCGGCCGCGGGCGCCAAUCAGCGGGCGGCAGGGUGCCAGCCCGGGGCUGCGCCGGCGAAUCGGCGGGGCCCGCGGCUCGGGGAGGGAGGCGGGGCUACCGCGCGCGGCGGUGGAGGAGCAGCUCGCCAAGCCUGCAGCUCGCGAGCGCCGAGCGAGCCGCCGGGAGGGUAGAUUUACCAGGCUGUUUCUGAGUGUGGAUUGUUACCUUUGGUAAGAAAAUGUCGUCCAUCUUGCCAUUCACUCCGCCAGUGGUGAAGAGACUUCUGGGAUGGAAAAAAUCUGCCGGUGGGUCUGGAGGAGCAGGUGGUGGAGAGCAGAAUGGACAGGAAGAAAAGUGGUGUGAAAAAGCAGUGAAAAGUCUGGUGAAAAAGCUAAAGAAAACAGGACGGUUAGAUGAGCUUGAGAAAGCCAUCACCACUCAGAAUUGCAAUACUAAGUGUGUCACCAUACCAAGGUCUCUUGAUGGCCGUCUUCAGGUUUCACACCGCAAAGGGUUGCCACAUGUUAUAUAUUGCCGGCUAUGGCGCUGGCCGGACCUUCACAGUCAUCAUGAGCUCAAGGCAAUCGAAAACUGCGAAUAUGCUUUUAAUCUGAAAAAAGAUGAAGUAUGUGUAAAUCCUUACCACUACCAGAGAGUUGAGACACCAGUCUUGCCUCCAGUCUUAGUCCCUCGGCACACAGAGAUUCUAACAGAACUGCCGCCUCUGGAUGACUAUACCCACUCCAUUCCAGAAAACACAAAUUUCCCAGCAGGAAUUGAGCCACAGAGUAAUUACAUCCCAGAAACACCACCACCUGGAUAUAUCAGUGAAGAUGGAGAAACAAGUGACCAACAGUUGAACCAAAGUAUGGACACAGGCUCUCCGGCUGAACUGUCUCCUACUACUCUCUCUCCUGUUAAUCACAGCUUGGAUUUGCAGCCAGUUACUUACUCGGAACCUGCGUUCUGGUGUUCAAUCGCAUACUAUGAACUAAACCAGAGGGUUGGAGAAACCUUCCAUGCGUCACAGCCCUCGCUCACUGUAGACGGCUUCACAGACCCAUCAAACUCGGAGAGGUUCUGCUUAGGCUUGCUCUCCAACGUUAACCGAAAUGCCACUGUAGAAAUGACAAGAAGGCAUAUAGGAAGGGGAGUGCGCUUGUAUUACAUAGGUGGGGAAGUGUUUGCUGAGUGCCUAAGUGAUAGUGCAAUCUUUGUGCAGAGCCCCAACUGUAACCAGAGAUACGGCUGGCACCCUGCAACAGUGUGUAAGAUCCCACCAGGCUGCAACCUGAAGAUCUUCAACAACCAAGAAUUUGCUGCUCUUCUGGCUCAGUCUGUUAACCAGGGAUUUGAAGCCGUUUAUCAGCUAACCCGAAUGUGCACCAUAAGAAUGAGUUUCGUGAAGGGCUGGGGAGCAGAAUACCGGAGGCAGACAGUCACAAGUACACCUUGCUGGAUUGAACUUCAUCUGAAUGGCCCUCUGCAGUGGUUGGACAAAGUAUUAACUCAGAUGGGAUCCCCUUCAGUGCGAUGCUCAAGCAUGUCGUAAAGCCCAUCAGAGACUCGCUGUAACAGCUCCUCCGUCGUAGUAUUCAUGUAUGAUCCCGUGGACUGUUUGCUAUCCAAAAACUCCAGAGCGAAAACAGCACUUGAGGUCUCAUCAGUUAAAGCACCUUGUGGAAUCUGUUUCCUAUAUUUGAAUAUUAGAUGGGAAAAUUAGUGUCUAGAAAUGCCCUCCCCGGCGGGGAAAAAGAAGACUUAAAGACUUAAUGAUGUCUUGUUGGGCAUAAGACAGUAUCCCAAAGGUUAUUAAUAACAGUAGUAGUUGUGUCCAGGUAAUGUGUCCAGACCCAGUAUUGCAGUACUCUGCUGUUUGUGUACAUUCUUAGUUUGCAGAAAGGAGGUGUGUGUGCUGCUUCUUGGUCUAGGCAAGCCUUUAUAAAAUUACAGUAUCUAAUCUGUUAUUCCCACUUCUCCGUUAUUUUUGUGUCUUUUUUAAUAUAUAAUAUAUAUAUAUAUCAAGAUUUUCAAAUUAUCAUUUAGAAGCAGAUUUUCCUUGUAGAAACUAAUUUUUCUGCCUUUUACCAAAAAUAAACAAACUCUUGGGGGAAGACAAGUGGAUUAACUUGGAAGUCCUUGACCUUAAUGUGUCCAGUGGAUCUUAGCAGUCGUUCUAUUGUGAUCAUUUUCUCCUGAGUUGCAUUAGAAGGAAACCUCACUGGAAACUUCCAGGCUCUUCAUCCCAUUUCUGUUCUGGUUCAGAGCAGUACGGCAUAAUGACAUCAUGGUAAAUAGUUGCACUGGUGGCUUCUGGGUUAGUUGUUUCUGAGUCCAGUAAAGGUUUGUGUGGGCAGUAAGUCCUUUUGUCUAAUAACCAGACUUCAGCAGAUGAUAACUGACGUGUAUAACCAGUUGUUCUGUUGAUUAACUUUUGUCUCAAACAUGCACAGGUGUCAGUAUAAUUAUUUUCAGGGCUCUUCUAGAAUCAUCUCAGUCUGUUUCCUUCUUCCAAAGCCAGUCUAAUAAUAAAGUACCUUUCUGUAAAGGCAGCCGACCUUUGCCUCGUUUCACUUUUACUACCAGGUUGUAUUACAGAGCAGACCUUUGUAAAUGUGUUAGAGUGACGCUGAGGUAUUGCCAGCAGAUAGGGCCGUCUGUUUUUAAAGUGUAUUGUAUGUAAUUUAUAAAUAGAAUGUUAUUUUACCUAGCUUCAAAAGUUUAAAUAUUGUGAGCUAAGCCAUUUAGCAAGCUUUCUAGCCCGCAGUUAGCUGUGGACUUAGCUCUUCCUGACUUAGCCUGGUGUGUGGUUUGCUGACCUUUCAGCUCUGCAGGAAGGAGAUGGCAUCUGUCCUGUGGGUCCUCCGUUCUGCAGCACACGACAGUCAUGUCCAGGGUUGACUCCUUUCUUGUUUGCAACUCCGUACAAAUGCCUGGUCUCCUUUUUGUAAACUUUCAUAUUUUUGCAGACAAAUACCUUUGGUACUUACUCUCUGAGACCAUACUCACAUGUAUGUACAGUAAUCAUUUUUGAUGCUUUUCAACAUUGGUUGUUUUCUAUUUGAUAUUUCCCACUUUCCUAUAUUUGUGUUUGUAUGUUAUGUGUUCAUGUAAAUUUGGUAUAGUAAUUUUUAUUCAAGUAUUUAUUGUUCACCUGUAAUGUGCCGUGAACUUCUUAACUUUGGGGAAGGUGACCAGGAUAGAUAUAGUCCUGCCUUUGCUAAGAUAGCACACUCAAGUGUCUGCACAGGAGGUAAACAGGGCGUGUCUUGAGAAUGGCAGAGACGAUGCUUUUGGUAGGAUAUUGGGAAGGCAUCUGGAGAGUGAUGCAUAAGCUAACCCCUGACCUAGGAAAAGAAAGCCACGUGAAGAGCCAAGGGCAAUUUAACACUGCUGGGACAGCAUCAACAGGAGCUCAGGCUCGUAGAGACUCACUGUCAGGUAUUGUGAUUGUGCACACACCCACGUGUGGCCAUGACAGUGCUUGUUCAGUUUAGAACUUGUUGAAGGUGGGACUGCUUUGUGACAGGCUGCUUGUGUCAUCUCAUUGUAAUCUAUUCCUCAGACCUAGUACAGCUUUCUUACACCAGGUCAGUGCCACUUAACAACUCCCAUUAUGUAAAUGCUUACCAGUCUGGAGCCUCCCUGCUUGCGUCUGGACUUGUUGCUAUCACCGCUUCCCUUCCGCUGCUCAUCUUGUGAUAGAGCAAGUGUCCUGUGCAUUAUUACUGUUAAGCCUGCUGGAGAUCCUUGUACAUAAACUGCCCCUUCUCUGCAAGUUUCCGCAGACUGGAAAACUUGAGCUGUUGGGACAGUUCUGGGGCAGAGGACAGCUUUGAAAGUGGUAGGAGGUUAUGUUAAAGUGUUGCCAACAAUGAGACACAGCUCCAUGGUUGGGGUUCAGGAGUGGGUUUUCUGUACCACCAAGCGUGGACUGUCACAUCAGUGGUUACCUUUGCUUUUCACCGAAAUGCUGUGGGCAUGUGCUACUGUGGUCCUGAUUUUGUUGAUUUUACCUCUUUUGCAAGACUGAUUUUUUAUUCCAAAUGAUUCCUACGGCCUUUCUUGGUUGAUUUGUAUUGAUUUAAUUUCUCCACAUUAAUUGGCAUCAUGUCUCAUCAGUAAUUUGAAAGCCUUUCUACCAGAUUCAAACAUUUGGUUGGAUUAGGCCACUAAACUGGGAAUGCCACUAAACUGGGCUCUGACUUAAGGACCCUUUCUUGCUAGGGUCUGAGCCACACCAGUUACACUUUCUAUCCAUCAUUAUAUACAUUUAGUCAGCAUAGUUUCUCCCUGUUGUUUACCCAGCCACUGUGAUUCUGGGACCAUGUCCUGGCCCUGGAGUUGGGCUUAGUCCUGUGAGAGUUCCUGUUGUUUUGAGGGCCUGUGACUUUGCCAGAGGAACUUGCAUAUGUUUUCUUGAGAGCUGAAUCUUCUAAUUGUGUACAUAUAUGUACGUAUACAUAUGUACAUACAUAUAUAUAUAUGUGCGUGUGUGUGUGUGUAUAUAUAUAUAUGCAGAUUAGAUAGUUUCUUUACCUUAAACAACAUGCAGUUUAAUGUCUCAUUUGUCUAUUAAGCUGUCAGUUCCUCCUUUAUUUCUUUAAUUUCACCUUCAUCGCGCCUUGGUUGUCAGUUCAUCCCAACUAAGAGUCCAAGUGGAAGCAGUCAGGUUAGUAGGCUUUUGCUGGUUGAAGUCAAAGAAAGCAGAUGCCCAUUUGCCUUCCCUACCUCUGCCAAGAGCUGCCCAUAUGUAUUUUUAAGCCCUCCCCCCCUCCCUUUUUAAGAUUAACUACUUGGAACAGUUGUUCUCAUAGUUGUCCUCUGUCCUCUUUGCUGGAGAGUAGCUGGUCUGGUGGUGAGGUAUAAAGUAACAGGAGACAAUCUAAGUUGACCCUUCCAGCUUGCCUGUAUGUUCCACCUCUCUGUGCAACUAUCUCAAGUAUGUCUUCACAGGGCAGCCAAGGGCCUUUCCUCGUACUGUGGCUUAAGGCUUUGGUGUCCUGAUAGAUCGGACUUGUUACUUGGUCAUGCUUUUGCCUGAGCACUUUGCUAAACCCCAGGCUUCCUUGCACCUUACCCUCUCCAGUCAGUCAGCUCUAUUUUUUUCUGAAUGCGUUCUUUAUUCUUCCCUUAGUGCUGUGCAUUUCCCUGCAGGCAAGCUAGUAUUCCUGGUCCGCUGUUGGAGUCUUACAAAUGACUGGAAUUUUUGCCCAGUUAAAAUGUCCUUGUGACUGACAAGUAGCAAACUGUCAACAUUAUUUAUCAUAAUUUAGAUGGUAAUAGCAUCUCUAUCACAGUUUGGGGACAGUCUAGAUCAGCAGUGUGACCCUUCAGUACAGUUCCUCGUGUUGUGGUGACCUCCAGCAAUAAAAUUAUUUUGUUGC